AUGUCUAUCUCCCCACACGAAGAUGAACUCGCGCAGGCUCUUAUCGAUCUCAAAGCCAGAGAUCCGCAGCUCGGAAUCUCCAAAAUUCACGCAUUGUUGCUCAAGAACUACCCUGACUGGAUAGUCAGUGAGAAACGCACCCGGAAGAUCCUCCAACUUCAUGGCCUGAUCGUGGCUCCGACACCACCUGGAGGAUACGAGCCACCCGUUUACCCUUCAUCGAGGAUUAUCGAGACCCUUAAUAUCCAACAGUGGUCGCAGAAGGUCCAGGUCAGAUAUUUCAACAAAAAGAAGGGCAAGGGACUUGUGGCGAGCACAGAUAUCGACGAGGGGGAGACGAUCUGGAGGGAGGAUCCAUUUAUUAUUGCACCAGAACCAGAAAUUUAUGAUAUGCAGAGAGCAUCUACUGCUUGCGGCUACUGCACGACACCAUUGCUUCCCGACUCACCACUCAUCAACCCGUGUCCUGCGUCCUCAUCGACCUCGUACUGUCCAUACCGCUUCUGCAACAGGCUUUGCCUGGCUCGAUCAGCAAAGCAUCAUCCAUUGACAUGGCCCGCACAAAAUCCUGCCGUCGAACCGCUCCUCAAGUUUGCCAGAGACCAUCAGUGGAUAGCAUUACACGCUCUAGCACAGACUACAAGCCGCGUACUGCUUGCCAAUCAGCUCGCUGACUCGGCUCUACACCAUGACUGGGAUGUUGUUAUGGGCCUCGCAGAACUGGGAAUGGAGGAACGGUUUAAAUAUAGCUUCAAGUCUGCUAGCGCUCCUGAACCGGAUAGGGCGACUUGGAAAAAAGCCUUUGCUCUGUAUGUUAAAGCGUUCAAAGAACCAGUUUCACCUCAAGAUCAAAAGAAACUGGCCAAACUUCUCAAGAAACCCCUUCCCGAAGAUGUGGACUACGAACUAUUCCAAUACGAGGGAUUCUUGCGUGGGUUAGGACGCAUGAACCUCAACCUGGAGUCUCACGGAGGACUCUACUCCGUGCAUGCCCAUCUCAAUCACUCUUGCGAUCCCAAUGUCUCCGUGCGGCACCUCGACCAGCGUACUGCAUUGUCUCGCAUCACAAUCCUCGCCAAGCGACCUAUCAAAACAGGCGAGGAGCUGUUCAUCACAUACGUGAAUCCCAAGCUGGGAUACAAAGCUCGCCAGGAUGAGCUGAGAGGAUGGGGCUUCGGCUCCUGCACCUGCUCGCGUUGCGUCGAAGAGGCCAGAAUGGUACGCCAGGCGCCUGCGACGAACGAUGAGCUUGAUGACCUUGCGGACGAGCUCAAGGCCGGCUUGGGCGUUAUCUAA
Messenger RNA from Psilocybe cubensis, 1296 nucleotides. RefSeq lists its product as uncharacterized. The transcript is spliced from 4 exons. Bases 1 to 1296 code for a protein of 431 amino acids. NCBI's taxonomy places the organism in Eukaryota, Fungi, Basidiomycota, Agaricomycetes, Agaricales, Agrocybaceae. The record is from RefSeq and is a predicted model, not a curated record. Gene Ontology annotation, molecular function: protein binding.